Toxoplasma gondii ME49 is the source of this 4102-nucleotide messenger RNA. RefSeq lists its product as hypothetical. Bases 1286 to 3952 code for a protein of 888 amino acids. Lineage: Eukaryota; Apicomplexa; Conoidasida; Eucoccidiorida; Sarcocystidae. The record is from RefSeq and is a predicted model, not a curated record. The transcript is spliced from 2 exons.
CGCAAGAUCGCAUCCCCAUCGCAUCUGCGUGUGCAGCGCGUCACUGGCAGGUAGAGAAUACUGUGUGCCCCAUCAGUGUGAAUCACGGCGAGGACGAACAUUCCGGUUGAUUUGUCUGCUGAAAUUCCAGAGCCGGAGAUCAUAAGAGCUGCAGCAAACACAAGAAAAGGGCCUUGCGAAAAUACAGAGAGGUAUUGCCUUGUGCGGGCCACUGCAAAGGCACCCACAAGAUAAACUACAAAAAGGUUGUUCGAGCGCAAUCACGAUGAGUGAGUGCAGGGCUGUGGUCAGGGGCCAGAAGGGUUGUUGCCAGUGAUAUCCCGUCUCCAAACUACUGUAAAAUGAGUUAUCAUGCAGUGAGUAAUGGUGAUUGGGACGGAAAGCUAUCAGCACCAAAGAGCGCACUCGAGAAUGAUGUUCAUUAGCUGAGGGAACAGAAGAGCAAAAGUUAAUGUAUGAUCAAGCUUUCCAAGUAGAGAAACAAUGCCUGCCUUCCCCCCCGACAAAGCAUUGACUUCUAUACGCUCACAUCGCAAAUGUAUUGCUGCACAGACACCAACAACCAGAGUAUUUAUGAUGUUCUCUAAUAUGGGUGUGGAGUUCCCUACGUUGAGUGGAACCAAGGUUCUACGCUCCUCUUUUUGCUUGCCACUUUAUGCUGGCUCAUGCUUGAGAUCAGGAAUUCGACUUUUCUAACUAAUGUGCGACUUUCACUCGCAGCGAGCACGGGGCUGGAGAUUAUCGCCACGGGAGCUUCUACUUUGAAUCGCCGAGACUGGAAAACCGUCGAAUAAUCGGCCAAUCGCACAAGACCAUCUCUCAUGGCCUGUGUGUAUGGCUUGGUUGUACAUGUGUCAUUAUUUUAACUGGAUACGGGGGCUAAUUUCCGCAGGAUCGAGCGCUGGGAGAUUUCGAAACUGCGUGAGGGCUCAUUUGUUUCUGCAGUAUGUUGUCUCAUGAAAAGCUGCUCCCCCUUGUGUAGUAGCCACCUGAUCAUCUAGAGCAAUCAGAGCUCUCUCCGUUGUUCGUGGAAUGAAGGUUUUAUUCUCCAUGCUGGUGGUUCUCUGAACACCUUGCCGGGGGCAGCUAACGCCAAAGCAAAUUCGCGGCACCUGAGGGAAAGAUAAAAAAAAGAGUAGAAUGUAUGCUUUUCAUAGCCAGUACACUCUCUGAUGCUCGAAUUGAGGCCAAACUGUCCCCAUCACAGCGACCUCGACGUGGCAUUUCGUUUGGCUCGUUCCUGUCUUCCAUGCGAUAGCUAUUUCCUUUCACGACAGGAACCAAAAUGAAUGGCACUGACGGACAUGGAAGCCCUGAAUUCGGUGCGGACGGCCAUUCACGGUUAAUUGGCGGCGACUUUGAGACCGAAACGCGACAUGCGCACCAGAGUCAGAGCGAAAACAUCAAGGGUCAGCAGCUCGACCUCGCAGGAGAGCUGCAAGGCCACCAUGGUCACUCCAUUCACCGUCAAAUUCCCUCACGUACUUGUGCUUCUGAACGGUCGAAAUCUUCCAACCAUCUCCAUCAGAGGACAUCCUCAGAAGCAUGCGAUGCGUUUCCAAACGCGUACUCCAGAGAUCAAAUUUGUUGUCGAUCCGGCGAGGCCAGUCCAUUCAGAGGAACUGAAGGCUACGAAGAGCUGAACUGUGCUCAGCGGUUUUUUUGCCCGACGUUUUCGUGCGCUUUGCCGAACGAGGGCAGUAACAAUUUAGGAAUCGAUCAAGCCACAGACCCACAGACAGAGUCGGGUGCGGAAACCCCGUCGACACCACCAGCAAACUACGAAAACAACAGCUGUCACGACAAGCAUAGCUCUGCCAGCAGCCAGAAGCCCGGCUCGCGAGGCUCCUCCGCCACCCCAGUGUCGACACCCGCUUUGGGUUUCUCCAGCUCGGAGUCUGCAGAAAGAGAUGCAGGAGCGUUUGCCGAGAGCAGUGACGAAGAUGCGUUCUUUGGUGUCGUGGGCGGAUCGGUCCCGGGGAAACAUUACCGCUGCGUUGUACUCCGACGCGCGAUUGAAACGAUGCCCACGGACACCACACUGAGAUCCGAGAUAAACGACAGAGAUGAUGGCCGCAGUAGUGGAGCAUCGAUUUGCGAGGCGACUAGCACAUCUAGGGACGCUGAUCGUGACCUAGCAGAAACACUGACGAAACCAUCCUUUCCAUUCCAAGAUCUGUGCGAAAAAAACGUUCGAUUAGGUCUCUUUGAGGACCACCAGGAGCGUUAUGUGGACGACGUGUGCCUAGAUCAGAGCGGAAGAAGCCUGGAAAUUUUUCCAAACAGUACGACUGAUUACGAUGACUGGGCGCUACACCAUAGGGAGUUACCCAGACAAUCUUUUUCCAACAUAGUGGCAAACGCCCAUCCACCGAACGAAAAGGUAAGUCAGGAAGUGCAAACGCGACUUCCCGAGAGGGGUUCCAACGCGUCCGUUCCGAUUUCCAAGGCGACAGCAGAUGUGAAGACGCACACUAAACGAGCGGACAGGUGCCAGAGGGGGGUUCAGUGUGGUCUGACCAAGAAACUCGCCUCAUUUGCAUAUGAAGAGUUAGUCAAUCAGCACCGUCAGGUGCAGUAUCAAUUGGAAACUACAGUGGCGACGGUUCGGGUGCUCAGUGAGCAACUACGAGAUGCGCAGCGGCACAAACAGUCAGGUCUCCAACGGUUGGAGGAAAGUCUGUUAUUUGCGGAAGAACUGCAAGGACUUUUGGAAAAGAGAACCAGUGCGCUUUCAACCGUCCGCGCUGAUCUAGAGGAACAAAAGGAAACACUGCAACGCCGGACCGCAGAGCAGCAGACAUUCGCACGUAUCCAGCAGAGUGAAAAAGAAAACACUGACAGAGAACACCACCUCGUGGUAAGUGCACUUCAGGCGCAGUUGAAGCACACAGUAGCGCAGCUGGAGCAAGCGGAAGAAGAAAAACGACUGGAAGUUUCCAGAGAAGUUCGAAAAACGCUUGCCGCUAAGGAGCAUGCGGAGAAACUGGACCAGCAGUAUACCGCCGAGCUCCGCCACUUGCAGGCGCGUUACAAAGAAGGUGACGAAGCGAUAAAACAGGCUCGAGAGGAAAUUAACUUCCUUCGUGGGGAACUACGCGAAAGGGAAUCCCAGCACGCUCGGGCCCUACAUGACACCGAACUCCAGAAAGAUGCCGAGCGCGUACACUUGGAGGCCACUCAGAUGGCUACCACUUUAUCUAUUGAGAGAGAGCUCCUGCACAGAAGCUUGGAACUCGAUCGGCUUCGUGCGAAACUGGUACGUUUCGAACAGCGACUCAACUCAGUACAAAAAGAGCAUCUUCUAGAGGUUCAAGGUUUGAAGCAGAGCCACCAAGAAAAGCUUCAGCAAAUGCUUCUGGAGCACAGGCGAGCUCUCGACAGUCAGGAGAGGUACGCACAGCAGCUACGAGAGAUGGUUGCGAUGGGGAAAGAAGAUCUGGCUAGUGAAAAGGAGUUUCAGCGGCAGUUAUGGACAGACAAGACUGCCCGUUUGCAAAGUGACCUAGAGCAAGCGAAUGCUCGGGACAGACAGAGCGCGAAGACGAUUGCUGCACUCAAGUUAUCAGCUGAGUCGUACAAAAAGUUAGCUGGAGAGCUGCAGUCGGAAUUGCAAGACAAGAUUGCUAGAGGACAUCACCGAGAGGCGGAGCUUGCCAUUCUUCGUUGCGACAGGGAAGAACUUCUGCACACUCUUCAGACAUCAGCCGCUGAGUACCGGGCUUUCCGAGAAGAGGCAACUAUGAUGAAAAUGAAGCUGUUAAGUGCCAUCGACGACAAAGAAGAAACACUCAGACAGGCAGAAGCGCGUCUUGUUGAUGAGUUAACAGUCCUUCAGGCGGACAUGGCACAGCCUGCUGCGAACAGCGAGAGCUGCACACAUGCCACGGCACAAGCUACUCGCGCAAGCAACAGGGGCCCGGAAACGUCCCACCAAAUUAUGUGCGUCUAAGGUGGGGGAUGCGCUGGAAAUUAAGGCACGGUAGAGAUCUAGACUGGCGCCGUCGGACUUCCAUCCACACACGUACCCGGAACGGCAUGAGGCGGCCACAUGAGCAUUUUCACAAGACACGAGCACCUCCCCUUGAGUCCGCCGUAACUC